Messenger RNA from Sus scrofa (pig), 6770 nucleotides. The record is from RefSeq and is a predicted model, not a curated record. NCBI's taxonomy places the organism in Eukaryota, Metazoa, Chordata, Mammalia, Artiodactyla, Suidae.
CGCAGGGCGGCGCAGGGCGGCAGGGCUGCUCGGUGCGGAAACCCCACUCUGUCCCCCGGCCUUGGAGAGCUGCCCUUUUCCGGCACUCCACCUCCACCCGGUACACGCUAAAAUCACACCUCAAACUACAAUGGUACCUCGUCCUGCCGCCUCCUCCAGCCUGCACGCCUGAAGUCGCUCCCCACUCCUGGGUCCCCUGGCUUACCCUCCGGCCCCCUCUUUUCCUCCAGGGCUCUGCCUCUCGCCUCUCUUCCUCCCCUCCCUGUCUCCCCCGCCAUGGCCCUGGGUACCUUCGACUGCUCUCCUGGUCAGUCACCCCCUUUCCUUGAGGACUCCUCUGUCCCCAGUCUCCCCCAUCGCCUUCGUCCCUUCCCCAUCCCUUUACCUCUCUGUCCCUGUCUCCCCUCACUUCCGCAUCCCCCAGACUCUAUCCUGUUUCCCACCUUCUUCCCUCCUCCCUGUUCUCUGCCCUCAGUCUUCCCUCCCCAGCUCUCCUUUUCCUUCAUUCCUCAGUCUCCCUCUUUCACUUUUCCCUCCAAAUCCCUUCGUGUUCCCUGCCGCCCGGUCCCUUCGCAGACUCCCUCGAUUUCCUCCUCCUGAAGUCCUCUCUGCCCCAGACCUUUAUCCACGCCUUCCCCAGUCGCCGUCCGGCUCCGACGCCCCGCCCGCCGAGCUCCCGGCCUCAGUUUCUUUUCCUUCCCGGCUCCUUCCUCUGCCGGCGGCCCUUCUUUUAGGGCGGAUGUGCGCCGGGCAGGCGAAGGCGGUGGCUGCCCGAGAGGAUCCCAGCUCAACCCCGCAGGCCUCGGGCUACAGCUAUGCGACGCUCGGGGCGAGGCCUGGGCUGGCGGCCGCGCGAGCCACAGGAGCUCUGGAGCAGCAGGACCAUGGACACUCUCAAUAGGAGCCAGGUGGGCCCUGGAUGCAAGACCCAAGCUACAGUGCAGAAAGGACCCUUGGACCUGAUUGAAACAGGCAAAGGGCUGAAAGUGCAAACGGACAAGCCCCAUCUGGUGAGCCUGGGCAGUGGGCGGCUCAGCACGGCCAUCACCCUUCUGCCGCUGGAGGAAGGGAGGACAGUGAUUGGCUCUGCGGCCAGGGACAUCUCACUGCAGGGUCCAGGCCUGGCUCCAGAGCAUUGCUACAUCGAGAACCUGCGGGGGACCCUCACCCUCUACCCCUGCGGCAAUGCCUGCACUAUUGAUGGGCUCCCCGUCCGGCAGCCCACCCGGCUCACCCAGGGCUGCAUGUUGUGCCUGGGUCAGUCUACCUUCCUCCGCUUUAACCACCCGGCUGAAGCCAAGUGGAUGAAGAGCAUGAUUCCGGCAGGGGGCCGGGCCCCUGGCCCCCCCUUUGGUCCUGGCCCAGGAGAAUCAGAAAGCCUGGUGAAUGGGAACCACACUCCACAGCCUGCAACCCGGGGACCCUCAGCCUGUGGCAGCCACAGUUCCCUGGUGAGCUCUAUUGAGAAGGACCUGCAGGAAAUCAUGGACUCACUGGUGCUAGAGGAGCCUGGAGCUGCUGGCAAGAAGCCUGCCGCAACUUCCCCACUGUCACCGAUGGCCAACGGUGGCCGCUACCUGCUGUCCCCUCCAACCAGCCCCGGCGCCAUGUCUGUGGGCUCCAGCUAUGAGAACACCUCUCCAGCCUUCUCUCCACUCUCCUCACCAGCCAGCAGUGGAAGCUGUGCCAGCCACUCGCCCAGUGGGCAGGAGCCAGCACCUUCCAUGCCCCCGCUGGUGCCUGCCCGUUCCUCCAGCUACCAUUUGGCCCUGCAGCCCCCACAGUCCCGACCCAGCGGUGCUCGUCCCUCCGAGAGCCCCCGCCUGGGCAGGAAGGGGGGGCAUGAGAGGCCGCCCAGCCCUGGCCUCCGAGGUCUCCUGACAGACAGCCCUGCAGCCACUGUCCUGGCAGAGGCCCGCAGAGCCACAGAGAGCCCCCGGCCGGGUGGGCAGCUGCCCUUGGUGGCAAUCAGCCUGAGUGAUUACCCGGCUUCUGGUGCCCGCAGCCAACCCACCAGCAUUCCUGGCAGCCCCAAGUUCCAGCCUCCGGUCCCUGCUCCCAGAAACAAGAUUGGCACCCUCCAGGAUCGCCCUCCCAGCCCCUUCAGGGAGCCGCCAGGCACGGAGCGGGUGUUGACCACCAGCCCCUCGCGCCAGUUGGUGGGCCGAACGUUUUCGGAUGGGUCAGCCGCCCGCACCCUGCAGCCUCCUGAGAGCCCCCGCCUAGGCCGGCGGGGCCUGGACAGUAUGAGAGAGCUGCCUCCCUUGAGCCCAUCUCUGUCCCGAAGGGCUCUCUCCCCCAUGCCCACCCGGACCACCCCAGAUCCCAAAGUAACCAGGGAAGUGGCGGACAGUCCUCGGCCCCGGCGCUGGGCAGCCCAUGGGGCUUCACCAGAGGACUUCUCCCUGACGCUGGGGGCGCGGGGCCGCAGGACACGGAGCCCUUCCCCCACACUCGGGGAGUCUCUGGCACCCCGCAAGGGCAGCUUCAGUGGCAGGCUGAGCCCGGCUUACAGUCUGGGCUCUUUGACGGGGGCUUCACCCCGCCAGAGCCCCCGUGCCCAGAGGAAGCUCUCCAGCGGGGACUUGCGGGUGCCUGUGACUCGGGAGCGGAAAAAUAGCAUCACGGAGAUCAGUGACAACGAGGAUGACCUCCUGGAGUACCACCGGCGGCAGCGCCAAGAGCGGCUUCGGGAGCAGGAGAUGGAGAGGCUGGAACGCCAGCGCCUGGAGACCAUCCUGAACCUGUGUGCCGAGUACAGCCGGGCCGACGGGGGACCUGAGGCCGGGGAGCUGCCCAGCAUCGGGGAGGCUGCGGCAGCCUUGGCCCUGGCCGGCCGGAGGCCCUCACGCGGCCUGGGGGCGGUCACUGGGGCCUCUGGGCGGAGCAGUGAGGAGCCUGGAGGUGCCACCCAGCGCCUGUGGGAGAGUGUGGAGCGCUCGGAUGAGGAGAAUCUCAAGGAGGAGUGCAGCAGCACUGAGAGCACCCAGCAGGAGCAUGAAGAUGCACCUAGCACCAAGCUCCAGGGAGAGGUGCUGGCCCUGGAAGAGGAGCGGGCUCAGGUGCUGGGACGAGUGGAGCAGCUCAAAGUCCGUGUGAAGGAGCUGGAGCAGCAGCUGCAGGAGUCGGCCCGAGAGGCUGAAAUGGAGCGGGCGUUGCUGCAGGGGGAGAGGGAGGCAGAGCGGGCACUGCUGCAGAAGGAGCAAAAGGCGGUGGACCAGCUGCAGGAGAAGCUGGUGACCUUGGAGACGGGCAUCCAGAAGGAGAGGGACAAGGAGAGGGCGGAGCUGGCCGCGGGACGGAGGCACCUGGAGGCCCGCCAGGCGCUCUACGCCGAGCUCCAGACGCAGCUCGAUAACUGCCCCGAGUCAGUGCGGGAACAGUUACAGGAGCAGCUGAGAAGGGUCAGUUUCACCAGCCCCCUCCCCCGCCCCCGAGAGCCACCCGCCCGGAAGAGAGGAGCGGUGGGCCGGGACCGCCUGGGCCCUGCAGUACCUGCCGGACGCCAGGGAGGCAGAGCCCUGGAGACUGAGACGAAGCUCUUUGAGGACUUGGAGUUCCAGCAGCUGGAGCGGGAGAGCCGCGUGGAGGAAGAGCGCGAGGUGGCGGGCCAGGGGCUGCUCCGGAGCAAGGCGGAGCUGCUUCGCAACAUCGCUAAGAGGAAGGAACGCCUGGCGGUCCUGGACAGUCAGGCUGGGCAGAUCCGGUCCCAGGCUGUGCAAGAGUCUGAACGCCUGGCCCGGGAUAAGAAUGCCUCCUUGCAGCUGCUGCAGAAGGAGAAGGAGAAACUGGCCAUGUUGGAACGAAGAUACCACUCACUCACAGGGGGCAGGCCUUUCCCGAAGACCACGUCGACUCUCAAAGAGUACGUGACGCUUGAGCAGCUAAAGGCGAUGUGGGGUACCUCGCCCGGGCCCACAGCCCCUGCGCCGGGCCUGCCUCCCUGGGCCUCUGCCUCCCAGGACCUGGUUCCCACCACCUGCCUUCCUCCCGUGCUGCCCUCUUCCUCCUCCUUGGCUUCUGUCACGCCUUCGCCCCAGAUGGAGAAGCUGCUGCUCCCCGCUGUAGACUUAGAGCAGUGGUACCAGGAGCUGAUGGCCGGGCUGGGGACUGGCCCCGCUGCAGCCUCCCCUCGCUCCUCCCCCCCGCCUCUGCCCGCCAAAGCUUCCCGUCAGCUGCAGGUUUAUCGCUCCAGGAUGGAUGGUGAAGCCACAAGCCCCCUGCCCCGGACCCGCAGUGGCCCCCUCCCCUCUUCCUCUGGCUCUUCCUCUUCCUCCUCCCAGCUCAGCGUGGCUACCUUGGGCCGUAGCCCCUCCCCAAAGCAGAGUGUGCUGCUCUCCCACAAUGGCACAAGCAGCCUUCCUCGCAACCUGGCAGCCACACUGCAGGACAUUGAGACCAAGCGCCAGCUGGCCCUGCAGCAGAAGGUCGAGUCGCUUCCUGCCGAGCCCCUCCCAACCGACGACCCAGCAGGGCAGCAGGUGAUUGAGGAGCAGCGUCGGCGGCUGGCGGAGCUGAAGCAGAAGGCAGCGGCAGAGGCGCAGUGCCAGUGGGAUGCCCUGCACGGGGCGGCCCCCUUCCCCACCGGGCCCUCGGGCUUCCCACCGCUCGCACACCACUCCAUCCUGCACCACCUGCCGGCUGCGCGGGAGCGCGGGGAGGAGGGCGAGCAUGCCUACGACACGCUGAGCCUGGAGAGCUCGGACAGCAUGGAGACCAGCAUCUCUACGGGGGGCAACUCGGCCUGCUCCCCUGACAACAUGUCCAGUACCAGCGGCCUGGAUGUGGGGAAGAUCGAGGAAAUGGAGAAGAUGCUAAAAGAAGCUCACGCGGAGAAGAGCCGGCUCAUGGAGUCAAGGGAGCGGGAGAUGGAGCUGAGGCGGCAGGCUCUGGAGGAGGAGCGGAGGCGGCGGGAGCAGGUGGAACGGAGGCUGCAGAGCGAGAGUGCCCGGAGGCAGCAGCUGGUGGAGAAGGAGGUCAAGAUGCGGGAGAAACAGUUUUCACAGGCACGACCCCUGACCCGCUACCUGCCAAUCAGGAAGGAGGACUUUGACCUGAAGACCCACAUUGAGUCGUCAGGCCACGGUGUGGAUACGUGCCUGCACGUGGUGCUCAGCAGCAAGGUCUGCCGUGGCUACUUGGUCAAGAUGGGCGGCAAGAUUAAAUCAUGGAAGAAGCGCUGGUUUGUCUUCGAUCGGCUCAAGCGCACCCUCUCCUAUUAUGUGGACAAGCAUGAGACGAAGCUGAAGGGGGUCAUCUAUUUCCAGGCCAUCGAGGAAGUGUACUAUGACCACCUGCGCAGUGCAGCCAAGAAGAGGUUUUUCAGCUUCACUCUGGUGACUGAGAGCCCGAACCCAGCCCUCACCUUCUGUGUGAAGACCCACGACCGGCUGUACUACAUGGUGGCCCCAUCCGCGGAGGCCAUGCGCAUCUGGAUGGACGUCAUCGUCACCGGGGCUGAGGGCUACACUCAGUUCAUGAACUGACGGAAUGGGCCUCUGGCCCCUUGGGCGGGCCCCAGGACCCUGCCAACUGCCUGCGCUCUGCUCGCCCCUGGAGCCAGAGUGGCACCCUGGGCCUUGGGCCUCACAGGAAUGCUGCCAGAGGCCCUGAAGGGCAGAGCAUACUGGGGCUUUUGUGCCAGAAGAGACUCUGGAACAUUCUGUAAGGAGCUCUUCCUGUGAGUUUCUGAGCUCUGGCCCUCUAAAGAACCAGCCAGGAGAUAAAAGUUGGGGAGGGGGCCUUGUUGCCUCCUGGAGCCCAGAACUCGCAAUAACCCUUCAGGGUCCUGCCCCGGGCCCAGACAGGCAAGGAGCUGUCACAGGGGGGCCCCUCUGCCCUGACCUGGCACCUGCGCUCCCCAGCCUGUGUUCUCUUUUGUUAAGGACAACUUAUAGUACCAGAAUCUGCCAAAGAUCCCCUCUUGCCUCAGCCCCCUCUGCAGGGGCCUUGGGGGCUGAGAGAGCCACAUCCAGAGUGGGGUAACAGCUCAGGCGGUGUUCUUCUCAAACCCUGCUCUAGCCCGUUGUUGACCCAUGUUGAUUACUUUGCCAAGGGCCAGAGACCACGGGUGUCAUCCUUCAGGUCCCAGCCUCUCCCCUUUUUGCAGACCCAGCACCAUGGUCACCGUAGUGACUGCUUCAUUGCCAUGGUUACAUACUAAUUGCCGUGGCUCUGUGGCUCAGCCUGCUGCUUCAACUGUGGGCCCGGCUGAGGGUACGUGCCAUUAUCUCUCCAGCCCAGGUCCUUGGGCAUCUCCACCUGGGGGGACGGGACUGAACACCUUCUCCCCCCCAAGCCUGUGUCUCCAGGCCCUGAUAUGUAGCCUGCCGGCCUCCAGUCCAACCCUCUCCCUUCCACUCGUGCCUUGCUUAGAGCCAGAAGGGACGAAGCCGGGAACUAGAGACCAGAGGAGGAGCCACUGGCUGAGAGAGGAAGCUGGAAGGGCUGUCCUCGGGGUUUGUUAUGGGGCUGAGCUUCUGAUGGGCAGAGGGUUGCUCAGAUGCUCCCUGAGGGAAGCCCUGAGCAGGAGAGGAAGCAGCAGAGGGGGCCUUGAGAUCUGGUUGCCCUUCCUGUGGCCUCAGAAGAGGGAUGAAACGGAGAGCAGAGGACCAGGCCUCCAGCUGUCUGGGCUCAGCCCUUAGCGCCUUAACACUAAGCCCACCUCCCUGUCCCUCUUCCUGGUCCUGGGCCAUGGUUGCUGGGUCCAGGCUGGGUGUUUUUCAGUAUUUGUAAGCAUCUCAGCAGAACAAUAAAGCAUUUGGACUAUG